AUGCCAGGCCAAUCAACCAACCAGUCCCACGCCAUUGGCGACAGCAUUGUCCCACAAAAGCUCCAGGAGAAGCUCCCCGAGAGCGUAGAGCGGGCCGUGCCGAAUGCCAUCCAUGAUACCGGCGAUGGAGUAGCGAGCACUCAUGCGACGGGAGACAGUGUUGUGCCUAAAGUAGCACAGGAAGCCGUGCCCAAGAAGGCUGAGGAGGUGUUGCCCGAGAAGGUGCAUCCUACAAACUAA
Molecule: messenger RNA, 240 nt
Organism: Bacidia gigantensis
Lineage: Eukaryota; Fungi; Ascomycota; Lecanoromycetes; Lecanorales; Ramalinaceae
Exons: 2
Coding region: 1-240 (79 amino acids)
Source: RefSeq, a predicted model, not a curated record